Messenger RNA from Alternaria novae-zelandiae, 1098 nucleotides. RefSeq lists its product as uncharacterized. Gene Ontology annotation, molecular function: zinc ion binding; hydrolase activity. The transcript is spliced from 3 exons. The record is from RefSeq and is a predicted model, not a curated record. Bases 1 to 1098 code for a protein of 365 amino acids. NCBI's taxonomy places the organism in Eukaryota, Fungi, Ascomycota, Dothideomycetes, Pleosporales, Pleosporaceae.
AUGGGAAUAUGCGCGGGCAAGUCGUCGAUAGCUUCGUACCUCAUUGAGGAGCACCAGUUCACCCGCCUACGCCUGGCCCGAACUGCUGAGACGCCUCCAGAAGAGAAGUCAGCUUCCAACACACGUGUGCCUUCGCCGGUCAAGUCGUCCGUAGACGCACAGCACACCUUCCCGAACAUCGAUUCGCUACUCGAUUUCGUCACGCUGAGGUGGAGAGAACGAUUCGUUACAACGGACAUAUGGGACGAAACGGUGGUUGAUGCCCUUCUCAGACGUCCUUUCUUCCUCCUCGUCAGCGUCGACGCGCCUGUCAGUGUGCGAUGGCAGCGGUUCAAGGCCCGAUGUGCUGCCACCGACCACACACCGCCUACUCUCGAGGAGUUCGUUCUACGCAACGACGAACACUUGUUUGCUCCCAGAACAGGCCUAAGCGCCCUCUGUCAGAGAGCACAGCUGAAGCUACUCAACUCGUCGUCCGACAUGGCUUCCCUGCGCAGUGCCAUACUGUUCCUGGAUCUCAUGGACGAGGCCCGCGUACGGCCAAGCUGGGACCAAUACUUUAUGCAGUUGGCAGACCUGGCAGCGCGCAGGAGCAACUGCAUGAAGCGACGAGUCGGUUGCUGCAUAGUACGGGAGAAGCGUGUGAUUAGCACCGGGUACAACGGUACCCCACGUGGCAUGACCAACUGCAACGAGGGCGGAUGCCCCCGCUGCAACAACGCCGCACAGGGAGGUGUUGGUCUCUCCACCUGCCUCUGCCUGCACGCCGAAGAAAACGCCCUCCUCGAAGCCGGCCGCGACCGCAUCGGCGAGAACGCCAUCCUAUACUGCAACACCUGUCCCUGCUUGACCUGCAGCGUAAAGAUAACACAAGUCGGUAUCAGUGAGGUGGUCUAUAACCAAGGCUACCUCGUGGACGACCAGACCGCCAAGAUCUUUACUGAAAGCGGCGUCAAGCUGCGCCAGUUCUCGCCGCCUGCGGACGGACUGGUAGAUCUGAGCAUCGGCGUGGACGCAUACAAGCAGGAAGAGGAGAAGGCAGACGAUGCCAGGGAACUCCUCGAUGAUAUGAACUUCCUGCGACCUGUGGACAAAUAG